ACAAAGAUAAGAGUCUAUUUGAACAUUUAGAACAGUAGAGAAUAUAAUGAAUCCCUCCCUUUUUUCCUCGGCCAGUGUUCAAUUUGGCGGGAACAAAAAUGAGCUCAUCUGGGAUUGAGCCGGAAUCUCCCGAUCUAGUCUGCCAACUUGACAACGUUCAAGGCGUCGUCGAUGCACUCACUUCCGUUCGAUGGAAAAAACAACAGCAUGCAGUUCUGGAGCUAUCGGAACACGGCAUAGUGUUAAUUGUUGAGGAAACCGCUUGUCUUCAGGCCAAAGUUUACUUGCAACGAGAGUUAUUUGUUAAAUAUGAAUAUAGCGCAGAAGGGAGGCCGCGUUUUGGAGUGAGCUUAGGGUUAUUUGUUGAUUGUCUGAAUACAUUUUCAGUUCAAGGACAUUCAAGUGCUAUUGAGAUACGCUAUCCUGGUCCUGAUAUGCAGCUUCUUCUCAAGUCUGUUGAAUCUUCAGAUUCUUGUACUUAUGCGGAGAUCAGAACAAGGAUUCCUGAUACAAUAUCAUGGGACUACAAUUUUGAACCUGCUGGAAGCACUCCUCUCAGUUUUACUGUGAAGUCUGCAGCUCUAAAGGAAGCCAUUGAUGACCUUGAGUGGCCAGGAUCAAGUAUUUAUCUAAUCCUACAGCCUUCACCACCAUCGGUCACCUUUAGAGGUGAAGGCCAUGGUGACUUACAGAUUGACUUUAUGUGCCAUGCAAACACCGAUCUUCUGGUUGCAUUU
Messenger RNA from Capsicum annuum, 737 nucleotides. RefSeq lists its product as uncharacterized. Lineage: Eukaryota; Viridiplantae; Streptophyta; Magnoliopsida; Solanales; Solanaceae. Gene Ontology annotation, cellular component: checkpoint clamp complex. The annotation marks the transcript as partial. Gene Ontology annotation, biological process: DNA repair; DNA damage checkpoint signaling. The transcript has 6 exons. The record is from RefSeq and is a predicted model, not a curated record.